GGUCCGCUGAGCUGCUGCAUCUCAAGCGAGGAAUCAUGGAGCGCCAAAGGACCCCUUGGAGGCACUUGCCGAGGCGGCGGGGAAAAGAGUCACUUUGUGACGUGUUUCCAAAUUAGAGACAACAUUCAGACACAGCGCAGAGUUUCUACCCGCUCCAACUCGGGCUUUCUACUAACUGUGCGUCAUUUGACAGGCUGACACAAACAUUUGCCAGGCGACUUGGGCAGAGCUGCUGAUCAAAGGACGGAGUGGGGCGUUAGACGUUGGACCAAACCGGACAUGAAUUGGGGGUGCUUUUGGGCCACACUCAUGAACGUAUUACCUCGUUUUGGGACAACAAAGUGUCUGGAGUGCGCUGCGUAAACAAAAAAAAGCCCCGACUUGUUCCAUGUCACAUGCCAUUACAAGAAAGAGUUCUCUCCGUGGAAACUGAGCCUGGCACGGAUCGGAACAGUUCGGAACCAUGGUGAAAUUUCAUAACUCGGACCUAUGGAUAGCCUGGAUGGUCAUUUUCUGCAUGGAGGGUUCAUGGUUUUACACACACACUGGAAAAGUGAGCGUACAGGCACUGGAUGUGAUGGUGUCUCAGAGCAGUAUCCAGGUAGCCCGAGGCCAAGCAGCCGUCCUGCCUUGCUCCUUCACCACCAGCGCUGCUCUCAACAACCUCAACAUCAUCUGGAUGGUGAUUCCGCUGUCCAAUGCCAACCAGCCCGAACAGGUGAUAAUCUACCAGGGCGGCCAGGUGUUCAGCCUCGCUAACCACCUCAACGGCCGUGUGGGUUUUGUGUCCACCAUGCCAAGUACAAGUGCCUCCAUCUUCAUCAACAACACCCAGCUGUCAGACACGGGGACAUAUCAGUGUCUGGUCAACAACCUCCCGGACAGAGGGGGGCGCAAUAUUGGUGUCAUCGGGCUGACUGUGCUAGUGCCCCCCUCGGUGCCAGCCUGUCGAAUCCAGGGAACGCUGGAUGUGGGCAGCGACAUCAUGCUGUUUUGCAGCUCAGAUGAAGGUAUUCCCACACCGUCCUACUCAUGGGAGAAGCUGGACGCGCUGCCCAAGCUGCCGCACAACGCCAUGCAAGACCAGAUGCAGGGCACCGUCACACUGAGAAACAUCAGCACCAGCACCUCAGGACUCUACCAGUGCACCUCCAGCAAUGCUAUUGGCAAGAGCACAUGCUUGAUCAAUCUUCAGGUUGUUGCACCCCAGCCUCAGAGUGUGGGUCUGAUAGCAGGAACAAUCGCCACCGGAGUGCUGGCGGUCAUCAUCUUCUCCAUGCUAGUGGUGGUCACGCUCUACUACUGGAAGAAUAAGAGCAAAUAUGACGAGGAGGAGAUCCCCAAUGAAAUCAGGGAAGAUGACCUCCCACCGAAAAGGUCAUCAUCAGUGAAGGCUUUCCACGCGGACGCCUCGUCUUCGGAGAACGACACCCUGACGUCCACCAACACCUACAACAGUCGCUACUGGCACAACCCUAAACCCAACUACGACACCAACUCAUACACACGCUACAACGGAGACACGCGGCAGACCUUCUCCAAUGCAGUGCAUGGCGCACAUGGACACAGACAGUCCCAGAACCCGAGCCACGCCCACAGCUCGGCGCCCACCGCACCAGGCUCGGCCCCGCUGUCUCGCCACGCUCAGCCCGCAACCACAACAACUUCUUCCUUUGCCAAUGGCAGCCACACGCUCCCACCCCCCAAGACUCUGGUGGUCACCACAAACUCCGCCCCAUCCCCCCCCACCAUAGUGCGCAGCAACGGCUCCGUGAGCCUAAAACCCGUGGUGACACCAACGCACGGGCAGCAUACGCACUCCUACGCCGUGAGCCAGGCCACGCUGGAGCGGAUGGGGGCGGUGCCUGUCAUGGUGCCCGCCCAGAGCAGAGCAGGCUCGCUGGUCUGAAAUCAGGACUUAAUUAGUUUUUGUUGUUUGAAAACCAGUGAUGAAAAACAAACAGAAUAUGGGCUGAAACAGCCUGCUGCCCUUUACUUUACGAUUACAACUGUGUCUUUCUCUACUCCGCUUUUUUUUUUUUUUUUUUUUUUCAA
Molecule: messenger RNA, 2055 nt
Organism: Dunckerocampus dactyliophorus (ringed pipefish)
Lineage: Eukaryota; Metazoa; Chordata; Actinopteri; Syngnathiformes; Syngnathidae
Gene: igsf11
Product: immunoglobulin superfamily member 11
Exons: 8
Coding region: 464-1909 (481 amino acids)
Biological process (GO): homophilic cell-cell adhesion
Cellular component (GO): cell-cell junction
Molecular function (GO): ionotropic glutamate receptor binding
Source: RefSeq, a predicted model, not a curated record